GACAACGGCUCCGGCAUGUGCAAGGCCGGCUUCGCGGGCGACGAUGCUCCCCGGGCCGUCUUUCCCUCCAUCGUGGGGCGCCCGCGGCACCAGGGUGUGAUGGUGGGCAUGGGUCAGAAGGAUUCCUAUGUGGGUGACGAGGCCCAGAGCAAGAGAGGCAUCCUGACCCUGAAGUACCCCAUUGAGCAUGGCAUCGUCACCAACUGGGACGACAUGGAGAAGAUUUGGCACCACACCUUCUACAACGAGCUGCGUGUGGCUCCUGAGGAGCACCCUGUGCUGCUGACCGAGGCUCCCCUGAACCCUAAGGCCAACCGUGAGAAGAUGACCCAGAUCAUGUUUGAGACCUUCAACACCCCAGCCAUGUAUGUGGCCAUCCAGGCUGUGCUGUCCCUGUAUGCCUCUGGCCGUACCACUGGCAUUGUGAUGGACUCCGGUGAUGGGGUCACCCACACAGUGCCCAUCUACGAGGGGUAUGCCCUUCCCCACGCCAUCCUGCGUCUGGACCUGGCUGGCCGGGACCUGACAGACUACCUCAUGAAGAUCCUGACUGAGCGUGGCUACAGUUUCACCACCACAGCCGAGCGGGAAAUCGUGCGUGACAUCAAGGAGAAGCUGUGCUACGUUGCCCUGGACUUCGAGCAGGAGAUGGCCACUGCAGCCUCUAGCUCCUCCCUGGAGAAGAGCUACGAGCUGCCUGAUGGUCAGGUGAUCACCAUUGGCAAUGAGCGAUUCCGCUGCCCUGAGGCACUCUUCCAGCCUUCUUUCCUGGGCAUGGAAUCCUGUGGCAUCCAUGAAACUACUUUCAAUUCCAUCAUGAAGUGUGACGUUGACAUUCGCAAGGACCUCUAUGCCAACACAGUGCUGUCUGGUGGCAUCACCAUGUACCCAGGCAUUGCUGACAGGAUGCAGAAGGAGAUCACAGCCCUGGCACCCAGCACAAUGAAGAUCAAGAUCAUUGCUCCCCCUGAGCGCAAGUACUCUGUGUGGAUUGGCGGCUCCAUCCUGGUCUCUCUGUCUACCUUCCAGCAGAUGUGGAUCAGCAAGCAGGAGUACGACGAAUCUGGCCCCUCCAUUGUCCACCGUAAAUGCUUCUAGGCGGACUGUUACUUAGCUGCGUUACACCCUUUCUUGACAAAACCUAACUUUGCGCAGAAAACGAGAUGAGAUUGGCAUGGC
Marmota flaviventris (yellow-bellied marmot) is the source of this 1179-nucleotide messenger RNA. Its product is annotated as actin, cytoplasmic 2-like. The record is from RefSeq and is a predicted model, not a curated record. NCBI's taxonomy places the organism in Eukaryota, Metazoa, Chordata, Mammalia, Rodentia, Sciuridae.